AGGACAUAUAAUAUGUUUUACAUUUAUUUAUAGAUUAGAUUUAAAGAUUAAGAUUUAUAGAAUACUAGUUAACCUUUUAGCUGCUUAUCGUCUGAUCGUUCGAUUUUUUAUCAGAAAACUGCGUUCAUUCAGAGGCUGGUCAGUGAGCUGACCAAACCAUAGCCAUGGUCAGCACAAGAAGGAAGAGCUACCAGCCCUCGCCGGACGUGGCGGCGGCGCCCUCCCCGGCCGCGGCCGCUCGAGCCCGUCACAGUUCGCUCUGCGACCCGCCGGCGGCGGCCUCUCCGCGGCGGAGCCGACGCGCCUCCUCCCUGACGCCGCUGGGGUCGGCCGGGUCCGCCGAGGAGAGUGGUCCGGCGCGUGGUCACCGCACCAAGGUCCUGCUGGAAAAGUACCGCGGAGAGGCGGCCAGCAAGCUGAAACCGGUCGAGGAGGAGACCACGACUCUGUCCAAACCGGAAAAACAGGGUGGCGGGAGCAACGAGAAGAGGAAAGAGACGGCAGCAACACUGUGUGUCCCGGGGGAGGCGGCGACAGCUGAAACUGGUAGGGAGGCUGCAGAAAGCACGGUGGAUCUAACAGCAGAUGGUGCAGCGAAAAGUACAGCCAAAGCAACAGAGGGUGAGACAAAAAUAAAAUCGAUUAUCAGCUCAACGCCGACUGCGUCGAACUCGAGUGAAGAUGAAGCUAUAGAAGCGGAAGAAACAGCCGAAAAUGCCUCACAGAGCAUGGAUAGGUCAAACGAGGAUGGAUCUGAAAAUAUCGAAUCUUCGUCAUCAGAAUCUGUGAAGAAAGUUUCAGAGGGCAAAGAAGUGCCUUCAGACGCCACAGAACCCGCCACAGAGCCCGUUUCAAAGUGCGCGGAGACAGACGCCGCCGAACUGGCCAUGGAAGUGGACGGGGAGGACGAGGUCGUAGACGUGGAGCGAGUGGACGCCGCGGAGAGCAGUGCUGAGGAGCGGGAGGCGGCGCGGCGCGUGGCCGCUGCGCAGCGGGUGCUGGCCGCUGUGGGCGCCGCGGCCCGCCCAGCCCCCGUGAACGCCCCCGCGGCCGCCCCGGCAGCCCCCGUGCCCGCCCUGACCCGCGUCCGACCGGCGCCUGCGCCGCGCGGCCUGGCCAAGUCGGGCCGGUUCUGGAAGUCGGUGCGGACGCCGGCGUCACGGGUGGUGGUCAAAGACCCGGUCAGCUACGAGGUGCGGAUGCAGAAGCGGCAGAGGGAGCGGGUGGUGAAGGAGCUGGAGAACCAGUUGAAGAACGAGCGGAAACAGAAGCUGGAGGACCUGCGGAAGCGACGCGAGUACAACGCCAAGAAGGCGGCGGAGAACGCGCUGAAGGCGGAGGUGUACCAGGUGGUGAAGAACCCCAACAAGAUCAAACGGAUGAAGAAGAAGCAGCUGCGACUGCUACAGAAACGCGAUACUACCGUGGUCGGAAAAAGUGUGCUCGACGAAUAAAUAUUUUAUCUAGUGAUG
Molecule: messenger RNA, 1472 nt
Organism: Amphibalanus amphitrite
Lineage: Eukaryota; Metazoa; Arthropoda; Thecostraca; Balanomorpha; Balanidae
Product: coiled-coil domain-containing protein 86-like
Exons: 2
Coding region: 165-1454 (429 amino acids)
Cellular component (GO): nucleolus
Source: RefSeq, a predicted model, not a curated record